Messenger RNA from Gallus gallus (chicken), 9505 nucleotides. RefSeq names its product PWWP domain containing 2A (gene PWWP2A). Bases 53 to 2416 code for a protein of 787 amino acids. The record is from RefSeq and is a predicted model, not a curated record. NCBI's taxonomy places the organism in Eukaryota, Metazoa, Chordata, Aves, Galliformes, Phasianidae. Gene Ontology annotation, molecular function: histone binding; chromatin binding. The transcript has 3 exons. Gene Ontology annotation, cellular component: nucleus.
GUGGUUAUCGAUCCCGCUGCUGGAGGGAGGCGGCGGAGAAGCAGCAGAGAAAAUGGCGGCCAUGGCUGCGGAGGCGGCAGCGACUGCAGCGGUGCCGGGCGAUGGGGGGGCGGGCGAAGCCGAGCCAGAGAUGGAGCCCAUCCCGGGCAGCGAGGCCGGCGCGGACCCUCCUCCUGCCGUCACCGAGGCCGUGGAGUCGGCGGUGCCCGACGGGGAGGAGGCCGACGGAGGAAAGGGUGCUCCCGGCGAGGCCGAGGAGCCGCCGCCCGUGCAGCUCGCCCGGAGCCCGGCCGGGACGCGGGAGCCGGAAGGCGAAAGGACGGAGACGCCGCCGCCCUCCAGCCCGGAGGUGGGUUCGCCGCAGGCCGAGCUCCGGGGAGCGAUCAGCCCGGAGCCCGAGGAGCGGCCGCAGCCCUGCCCGCCGCCCGCCGCGCAUCCCCAACUUCCCGAGGAGCGGCCGCAGCCCUGCCCUACGGCUGCCGGGGGCUCCGCGAAGCGGGAGCCCGGGGAGGAGCCGUCCCGGCCGGAGGAGGAGGAGCCGGAUGCUGCCGCCGCCGCCGCGGAGCCCGAGCGCCCGCUGCCCGCGGCCCCGACCGGGGGGGAGGCGGAGGCGCCGCUGCUGCCCGGCUCCGAGGUGCGGGUCACCCUGGAUCACAUCAUCGAGGACGCCCUGGUGGUCUCGUUCCGGCUGGGAGAGAAGCUGUUCUCCGGGGUCCUCAUGGACCUCUCGAAAAGGUUUGGACCCCAUGGAAUCCCUGUGACCAUAUUUCCUAAAAGGGAAUACAAGGAUAAACCUGAAGCCAUGCAGCUCCAAAGUAAACCAUUCCAAGAUGAGGCACAGGUGAAGUGUGAAUCUAAUGCUGCAGUCCCUGAUGACUCUUCUCUCACGCAGCCAUCAGAACCAAGCUUAGCUAAAAGCCUAUGGACUUCUAAACCACCUCCUCUCUUCCAUGAGGGAGCGCCAUAUCCUCCUCCUUUGUUUAUCAGGGACACAUAUAACCAGUCAAUACCUCAGCCUCCGCCCCGGAAAAUUAAGCGGCCCAAGCGUAAAAUGUACAGGGAGGAGCCCACUUCUAUUAUGAAUGCUAUCAAACUACGACCCCGACAGGUCUUAUGUGACAAGUGCAAAAACAGUGUUGUUGCAGAAAAAAAGGAAAUAAAAAAAGGUGGCAAUGCAAGUGACUCUUCAAAAUAUGAGGAUAAUAAAAAACGAAGAAAUGAAAGUGUGACUACUGUGAAUAAAAAACUUAAGACUGACCAUAAGGUGGAUGGAAAAAGCCAAAACGAAAGCCAGAAAAGGAACGCUGUGGUCAAGGUUUCAAAUAUUGCCCACAGCAGAAGCAGAGUAGUUAAAGUUACUGCACAAGCAAAUACGUCAAAAGCGCAGUUAAAUACAAAAAAAGUUCUCCAGAGCAAAAACAUGGAUCAUGCAAAAGCUCGGGAAGUCUUGAAAAUGGCCAAAGAAAAGGCACAAAAGAAGCAGAGUGCAACCUCCUCUUCCAAAAAUGCACAUUCAAAGGUCCACUUCACACGGCGUCUUCAGAACACCAGCUCAGGUUCCCUCCCACCCCGAUUGCGUUUAAAGCCACAAAGAUAUCGGAAUGAAGAAAAUGACUCUUCUCUCAAGACAGGACUUGAGAAAAUACGGAGUGGCAAGAUGGCAACUAAGCCGCAGUCUCGCUGCUCCUCCACCCGCUCAGCAGGUGAGGCCCCUUCAGAAAAUCAGAGCCCCUCAAAAGGCCCUGAAGAGGCCAGCAGUGAGGUUCAGGACACAAGUGAAGUGCAUGUAACUGUUGAUCAGGAUGAACACCAGACAUUGGGCAAGAGAGGCAGCAAAAGCAAUAUAACGGUUUACAUGACCCUUAAUCAAAAGAAAUCUGACUCUUCCAGUGCAUCAGUUUGUAGUAGUGAUAGCACAGAUGAUUUGAAAUCUACCAACUCUGAGUGUAGCUCUACUGAAAGCUUUGAUUUUCCUCCAGGCAGCAUGCAUGCACCUUCCUCCUCCUCCUCCUCUUCGAAGGAAGAGAAAAAGCUCAGUAAUUCCUUGAAAAUGAAAGUCUUUUCCAAAAAAGUCUCUAAAUGUGUUACACCAGAUGGCAGGACCAUAUGUGUAGGGGACAUUGUUUGGGCCAAAAUUUAUGGCUUCCCUUGGUGGCCAGCCCGUAUCCUGACCAUAACUGUGAGCCGGAAAGAUAACGGUCUUUUAGUUCGCCAGGAGGCUUGUAUAUCAUGGUUUGGGUCCCCAACAACGUCUAUUCUUGCUCUUUCACAACUAUCCCCCUUUUUAGAGAACUUCCAGUCGCGCUUUAAUAAGAAGAGAAAGGGUCUUUACCGCAAGGCCGUCACAGAGGCAGCUAAGGCUGCUAAGCAGCUGACUCCCGAAGUUCGGGCCCUGCUGACACAGUUUGAAACGUGAACAUGGAGAGUAAGGUAGGCAAGAAAUCUGGAGGCUCCACGAAAUUCAUAGCCUAGUUAGAGGACUACCAUGAAGGACUUGCCGAGGCAGAAGUUGCAGUCGGUUGGAUGCUCUUUUUAUACUAAAGUUGUUCCAUUUGUAGCGGUUUCAUGGAAGUUAAACAAAUUGAACAUGCAAUCAAAAUUAGCCUAAAGUGAGAAUUUCAGUAUUUUUCAAGCGAGAAUUUUUUUUAAAGAAAAAAAAACUCCUCAAACACCCAAUGCAUAGGAGCCAUAGCCUCAGCUGAAAGGCAGCUUAUUUGCAGGGAAUUUUGUAGUAGUUUCUACCCAGUAUGUACCUAGUUGCUGUGUGGCAAAGGGUUGACACAAGGGGUGAAAGUAGUAGCUGUGAUAUUUUAUUUUUCUUUUCUUAGGUGGCCCAUCAGGGAAGUGUAGAAACGUAAGCCUUGUCUAAAUGGUCUUUAAACAUGAUUUCAAAUACUUUCUGAUGUGUUUAGUCUGGCCAGUGCACAUUGGUUCAAUGCACGCGUGAACACCUUAGAGGCGUGCCCCAAUCCACGAAGGCCAGUUUAAAUGGCAUUAGAAGACGUGCUGAAGUUUUUAAGGAAGAAAAAUUCACAGAAUUAAAGACCAGAUUAAAUGGGGUUUUAUCUUAGUGACCACUUCUUAAACACUCAGCCUUUCUAUGCACAUGGGGGCACAAAUAUUAACACUUCAGGGUCUGAGAAGCUGAGAGUGAUGCCUGUAGCUCUAAGACAAAGCUGAGAAAUUGCUCAGUGUUUGGGAUCAAGGGCUGUUAAUGCUGCAUAGGUGUGAAUCAGAACUUCUGGUCUUUCUUCCUGAAGAAGUCUUUCAGGCCAUUUGCCUGGAGUUUUAGAUUAAGAGAGGCUUUGUUUUGAAUGUGUAAAUAAUUGAUUGAUGAAAUUUGGUCAGAUUUUCUCCUGACUGGUUGUUCCUAAAUUCUUAGGAUACGUCCUAGUUAAUUACACUUUGUGAAUUGUCAGAUGUGUAAUUGUUGCAUUUUGGAUGUAUCUAACUUCAUUUUUUUUUUUAAAUAUUUCCGUUUAAGGUAUCUGUUUGCAGGUCAGAAAAUGAGAAUUAUGUAAUUGUGUAAUGCUCUGAAAUGUAAAAACAAACUGUAAAUAAAAUUGACUAAAUCUGAAUUAUUUGUGUGUGUUUCUCAAAAAGCUUUGAAAAAAAAAUCUAGGAUGUUAGAGUACUUGAUAUCUAUGCUGGAUUUAGAGGACACCCUUUUAAAAAGUAAAUUGUCCUUUUUUGCUCAUUCUUAAAGAUAAGUGCUGGUAAAGUACUGUUGGUAUACUUCCAUCUUAAUUUGGAGAUGAAGCAAUUAUCGCUCCCCUUUGUUACCAAACCAGCUCUCUACAGGGCUUUCUGGAAAGUUAUCAGGUUUUUUUCCCCCUUAAUUAGAUUUUGUUCCAUAUAUUGAAUAACAACUGGAUGUCAUUUGUACAGUGGGGAAAUGUUUUUGGUUUUCUCCAUCUAUCAGAGACUAAGCAGACCUGCUCCGCUGUUACUUCAGCUUUCCUUGCAUGUCUGUUGCUCGGUGCCGGGCACUUUCAUGCAAUUGAUGGUACAGAUUGUACAUUUUUUCCCUCUAGUUUUGGUCCUCAGCUGACCAUAUGUAUUGCUCUCUCUUUUCCAACCCACUGCUGUUUGAGCCUUGCAAUGUGUUGUGAAGAAUCUGUCAGCGUUCAUCCCAGAGCAGUUUUCAUCCUGGUUUUUUUUCCAUAAUUGCCCACGUAGGCAACCAUGAGAGACGUAAAAAUCUCAGCUUGGGCUGCAAUUAGAUUUUGAGCAGACAUGAAAAUGGGGGUGAGGAUUUAAUCAUCAAACCCUUAAAAUCUUGUAAACGUGAGAUUAAAUUUUGUAUAUUCACGAUACUGUCUGGUCUUUCCAAAGCAUUCGGAUUCUUGAACCUUUUAAAAUUAUUCUGUUGUGCCCACAGAACUAUUUGAAGUCCAAAGUGUUGAGGCCAUGGCUGUUAGCAUUGCCUCCCAAGUAUCUGCUGAGCUCUGUUAGGUGCUAGUUAAGCUUCCAAUUGUGUCAGCUCUUCCUUGAGCUUCUAAUAGCUACCAGAAAAACCCAAAUCAAACCAAACUGGUCAAUGCUUUUUGAAUGUGAUAAACACACAAUAAAUUUCAUAGUAUGGAGAAAAAAAAAAAAAUCCUGUUUCACUUCUAUGUAUUCUUUCCUGCAAACAGAAACAGUUUCUCUAUUGAAGUAAAUGAGCCUUACUUUGUUACUAAAGCAGAGUGCUUUUUGGAGCCAAGAACCCAUCCAACGUGGUUUAGAUGUCUGCACUGGUUUCUUGAGGUUUAGAGUCUCCAGCAAACUGCUUGUGAGUUGUUCUGGGUGGAGUAGCAGUAGCAUUGAUGUGUACGUUGUUAUUUUCUUAUUUAAAGUACUUGCAAGCUUUGUAUUCUUUUAAUUUCUAUAAAGGUAAGCACAGUGCUAGAGUAUAUGUAGUUGGAACUUAACACGUUUGCUGCUGAGGUUGAAGAGCGACAGGUAUGAGGGGUUUCUUUUGAUUGCUUUAUGUUCAAAAGAAUGUUAUGAAAGGCCUUUAAUGACUCUGAGUUGUGGUUUGUAGCUGAUUAGUCUUUUAUGAAGUCUUUCCUAAGUUUCAUAGUUUGUACUAAACGUGAAGUACAUCAUCAGUGCUGGCCUAACACGUCCCAAACACAGCAGAGUAUUUCUUUCAUCACAAAACCCUGUUAUGUUCCACUGAAAAUAUCCUAUUCAUGGGUCUGUGAUUCUUCUUUUUGUUCUGAAGAAGCUGCAAUUCUAGAUUGAGUCCAUAGUGGGGAAAAUGUUGGGCUUAAUGUGCAGCCUGGUUGUGGCAUUAAGUAGCCUUGAUGGUCGCAGCAUGGGCGCUGUGUAUGGAUUAGCUUUGAAGACUUGCGCGGCGCUAAGCUUUGCCUUAGCUGCAAAACACUGCAUUCUUACGUGCACACCUGAGCCCAGCAGUGCCAUAGUGUGAGCGUGGACUCCUGUCCUUGCAGUUCAGGACAUGUCUGUCCUCUCUGAAUUACCUGCACGGUGUAAUUGAUUUAUCAGGGAACUCAUCAGAGCUUGCUUGUGAAGUGCCAGGAAAGUGCAUCUGUAACUGUGCAGCUGUUUCAAGCAGGCUGUGUAUGGAGAGGAGGAACAGCAACACAAAGACUGUUAGCUUUCUAUCAGCUUGAUACAAUAAGCAGAGGAUGCAUUUAUGAGUUAAGGAAAUUCCUCAGUAUGGUUGUCUAUGCAUGAUGCUUCCAUUUGGGGAAGAAAUAAGGCAGGUAGUGAUGAGUCUGUAACACAAGAAUGUUUUUCCUUUGAAUAUCUUUAGCGUUAGUUAAAGCUACUUCAUCUUAAGCCAUUUCAUACCAAAACAUAUAAAGAUUUCCUCGAUGUUUUGGAAAGCCUGAGUGUUCAAUGAGUGAAGGUUGGACCAAAUGUGAAAUACUUGUGUUUCUCUGGAGUUCUACAGGAAAUUGAACACAUACUUGGUAUUUUUCUAAUCAGAGUUGUAAUUCUAUGUCAGCGCUUAAAUAAGGUAAUCAUCUCUGGUUGUACUUCUUUCAGACAGCGUUAUCUUUGGUUAUCUGAAUAUUUCAUUAUCUGAAUCUUACAGAACUGGCAGCUUCCUCACCAGUGGGGUGUUGGGGAUGCACUGAAUUUAGGUCACCCGUGCAAGGCUGAGAAGGCUUUAUUUCUUAUCACUGUGUAGGAGAAUGUUUUUUGGGGAGUGAGGGUGAAGCUUCUAAGUGUUUCCAGGUUUAAGAAAGAUGACUAGUGGAAAUAGAGUUGUUUUGUUCACUGCCAGGUUUGUUUCACGCCAGUUCUCCUGGAGUUAACUGCUCAGUGUUCCCAAGGCCUGACACUGAUCUCAGUUUGUCAUCUGUGAGCCUUUGCUGCAGUUGUCAGGGUACAAUGUGAGCGUGAAUUAUGAAAACAAGCAGUGGCACACCCUCAGUGGCGUUCUCAUCUGCCCCCAUGUCUGUUCUGUGGGGUAUAAUGUAAACAAAGCAGAGCAGUCCUCUUGGCUGGAGUCUCAGAAGGAAAAAAGCCGCCUAAAAGGGGAAUGAAGAUGGCAGCAUUUUGUGCCUUAAGCAGUUUGGUAGAAGUGUAGGUAUACGAUUUAAAACCAAACUUGAAAGUGAUCUUACAGUGCAGAGUUUAUAGUGGUUAAAGGCUGAGGUGCUUUAUUUUUCUGUUCUUACUUUCAGUUUACUUUUUAAGGGUAUAAAUAGAAAGGUCAUAGGGAACCUGAAGGAGAAGAGAGGAACUUGGUGUGUCGACUUAGAUAUGAUAACAUAAGUAGAACUGGGAGAAUAAUACUGAGAUUAAUACCGUACUUCACAAGUGCAGUCGGAAGGAAUAGCUCUGUGCCUUGUUACUGGAUUUUGGCAGUUUAGGCUAUGCUUACAUGAGCUCAGAGGCACUAAUCAGCUGCUGUUCUUACGGAACCUCACUACACUGCCACGAAGAGCACCACCAGCUCGUCAGGACUGAAAGAAAUCUGAGACCGAAUGGUCCUACUUUUCCUCUGAAAUCUUCACCAAGUAGUAAACGUUUUUUGAAUGGGAAAGGGGGGUAAAUGUGUUGGAGCCACCCCUCGCACCCAGCUGGGGCACCUGUACCUAAUGUACAUUUUCUUUAAAGUUUAAAAAGAUGUUAGGAAAUAUUUUAUAAAACUUUUUUGCAAUAAAUGACGCAUGAAAUUAUUACAGACUCUACGACACUUACAUGCAAGGAACCACUUGAAUUAUUAGUAUGAAGAAUCACUGCAAAUAACUGUUCUUUUGUCAUGUGACAGUCGGUUUGUAUGUUUCGAUAGGUGCCAGUGAUGGAGCCAAUUGCCUGGGAAGUUGACUGUAACUUUUGAACUUUUAUUUUAAUUCUUAACUUUAGCAUUGCAAUUUUCCAUUCUAUGAGGCUUAGUUAGUAUUUAGUGCAGGUGUUAGCAGAGCUGUGACCCGUGAUCAAAAGCAUGUCCGAAACCAGUUGUAUUGUACAAUAUGAACAGUCCUGCUACGUGAGACCAACGUUUCCCAUAGAGGUGAUGGAAGGGGCGGUGACCACAAAUCUGUGUAUCUCUGUAUUAUGGGAAAGCUCCUUCUGUGUGAAUAUGGUUGCAUUUUAUUUAUGCUGUUGUAACACUUAGGGAACUGAGGAUUGUGGAAGGGUUACGGUGCAGAGAGCAGCGUUUUGCUUAUGAUACUUUAACGAGAUGGGAGUUGUGAAUGUAGAGAGAUUAAAUGGAAUGGCAUUUCUAUUUCAAAUCAUGGGUUAAUUUUUCCUUUUGACGUCAAUAUUUUUCAGAUACGUAACUAGUAGAGCAAAGGUUUAUUAGUGUUUCUGAUGGUUGUUGACUUCUUUGAAUAGCUGUAAAUCAAAAAGAGAAACCCAGUGGGUUUUAUCCAUUUUAUUCCCCUUCCCCAGAAGCUGUCUGGUAAUUACGACCUACUUCAGUGCAGUUUGUGACUGCUGGACACGCUGCUGAAAUACUGACUUAUUAAAUAUUAAUUUAUUUGUCACCGAUUACUUGACGUUGUGUGCACAUUUUCUCAGCAGUAUCGUUUCUUACAACGUUCUUAGAAGGGGAUCUAUUAAAUAACCUGGGAAAAAAUAUUUGCUCUGAAGAAAUGAAAAUGUGCACAUAAUCUACGAAAAGUCAAAUUUCUGGUUCUAUAGAAGCGAAAAAGACUUGUAUUAAACUCUUCUCCUCUUUACUAAUAUCCUGAUUUGAUUGGAGAACGUGGUGUCUUUGUCCAGAUCAUUUAAAAAGAAAGAUACCUUUCUGAGAGGUGUCUACGUCAGCACAAAGGCAGUUUCACAGCCUUCAUAUAUGGAGUCCAAAUUAAGUAACGUUGAAUCCCAACUCACUCCACCUCCAUUGUUUGGCUUUGGUGUUGGCAAUGGGUUUCAGUUUGUUAAGCAGUCGUGGAGGAGGGAAGUGAGAUGCUGGAGCAGCUCCAGCAAAGGCAAAUCAGCAAUGCACACACUGAGGCUGGUCGUGCUGAGUGCUUGCUCAGUUCCUUUUAUGAAGAGGUAAUUUAUUUAUAAAGCUGGAAAUGGAAUACGUACUGCCUCCUUCUUAACGAAUAGCUGCAUAAUGCUAUAUAGUAGGUUCAAGUUGUACCGUUUCUCAUAAUAAACUGUAAUCCUUCCUUUUAAAUUUCGGAUUAAUGUUUGGCAGCACUCUUCCUUUUCACCAGUCAGGUGCUGUUGGUGGCUGAGAUGUGAUCAGAAUUUAGAAAAACUAAGGCAUCUGAUGUGAUGAAAGGGAAAGUGAUGUGCUGCAGUGUACGUGCUGGCCUUCCACCUCUGGACACCAAACCCCGAUUGUAUUGGUAAUCAGUGACAGUCUUGGCCUAAUAAAUCACAUUAUUAUCCACACCCACCCACCCUCACCCAAAACCAAACAACCAAACUAAAAAGAAGCCACCAAACAACAUGGCACAAAACAGUUUCUGCUCAGGAAAAAGGCCCAGGACUGUAAUAGCAGGGUUAUUGCACAUUGGGUUGAAAACUGAUUGAUGUUGUAAGUAGAAGCCGGUAGUGCCUGCCUGUGUGACAUCCGACUCUUAACCAGUGCUCUUAUUUCCUCACCGUGAGCACUUGUGCACAGCAGCUGAAAUAUAUAUAUAUAUCUAUAUAUAUUUAAAAAAAACACUUAAGAGUGAUGCAGGUCUAUGCAUUGGAUAAUAUGGGUAUAUAAGCAAACAGCAUAAAAAUAGACAAGGUAGCUAACUGUACUUGUGUUUGUUUUCACAGAAAGUAUUGCAGCCAUUUCAUUUGAAACCAGAUUUUCAUUUUGAAAUGAAAUUGUCAGGGAUAUUCUAAUGAUAGAGAAUUACAGUAAUGUAUUGCUUUUCACUUUUUUGCUUUAGUUGCUUAAUAUUUAAGCUUUGCUCCGUGCUACCUUCUUGUCUGUAUAUUGAAUGGUCACUAUGCCUCUUUCAUUUUGUAGACUUGAAUGAGGAAAAUGAUUCAUCCUUUAAGGUUUGCUGAGAAGUAAAUGAUAAAGAAUGUUGUGUAACAUUUAUUCAAAUAAAGCCUUGAUUUUUUUCAGUGCUCUUUUAAA